AUGUCUUGGAAUGCUUAUACUGAUAACUUAGUUGCUACUGGAAAGAUUGACAAGGCUUCAUUAUAUUCAAGAGCUGGUGAUGCAUUAUGGGCAGAAUCAGGUGCAUUUGGAUUACAACAAAAUGAAAUCACCGAAAUUGCCAAAGGAUUCGAUGAAGCUUCCGGUUUACAAGAACAUGGAUUACAUGCUGCUGGACAAAAGUAUUUCUUAUUAAGAGCUGAUGAAAGAUCUAUCUAUGGGAAACAUGAAGCUGAAGGGCUUGUUGCUGUUAGAACAAAGCAAGCAAUUUUAGUUGCACAUUAUCCAUCUGGUGUUCAAGCUGGAGAAGCUACUACUGUUGUUGAAAAAUUGGCGGAUUAUUUAAUUAGUGUUGGUUACUAG
Messenger RNA from Hemisphaericaspora subhashii, 381 nucleotides. It is a transcript of the gene PFY1, whose product is annotated as profilin. The coding region runs from base 1 to 381 and encodes 126 amino acids. The record is from RefSeq and is a predicted model, not a curated record. The transcript has a single exon. Gene Ontology annotation, molecular function: actin monomer binding. Lineage: Eukaryota; Fungi; Ascomycota; Pichiomycetes; Serinales; Debaryomycetaceae. Gene Ontology annotation, cellular component: cell cortex.